This is a messenger RNA of Cavenderia fasciculata, 1725 nucleotides long. RefSeq lists its product as uncharacterized. The transcript has a single exon. The record is from RefSeq and is a predicted model, not a curated record. Lineage: Eukaryota; Evosea; Eumycetozoa; Acytosteliales; Cavenderiaceae. The coding region runs from base 1 to 1725 and encodes 574 amino acids.
AUGAAUAAACAAGGUCGAUUCGGUUCUUUGCAGCCAGAAUCUGAUGACGACAUCAUAGAACCAGAGAAACCCUCAUCACAAUCAGCACAUACUACUCCCAACCAAAGUCCUCCAUAUCAACACUCUACCAAAAACACCAGCUCCUCAUCUCCUCGCGAUCCCUCCACAACUUCAAACCAACAUACCUCAUCUUUGACAGAUUCUCAUACUUUGGGUAACUCAACCUCGACAACCUCCACAACAUCGACUACCACCACAACAUCCAAUCAAGUGUCUAAUGAGUCGUCAAGUAUCAAGCCUCCCGAAAUUCCCUUCCUACGUCCAAAUGCUAACAGACAGUACUCGUUCCUUGACAAGAAAGAAGCUUUCCAUGUAUCCACAGGAUGUAAAGAAAUCGUGGAUAUGUUAAAUACUAUGGACCCCAAGUUCAGAUCAUCUUAUAGAAUUGAACUGGUCCUCCAAGAAGAUGGAAUGUGGGACCUACGACUUUGCUUAGAUCCAGAUGCAUGGUUCGAAAUUUCCUACCAACAAGACCAAGUCAAAGCUCUGGCGAAUGCACAGAAUUACAUCAACCUUGCUCGAGAAGAAUACAACAAAGUUGCCCCUGAAGAUAGACAGGAUCCUCCACGUUGUGAAAAGAAAGCUUGUGAUUUCGAAGGAAAUGAAGGGGGUUGCUAUUUCAAAAACAAAAAAAGAGAUCCCAAGUUCCCUGGUCUCCCACCUGCUGAAAAACAAAGAAUUAUAGUUCACCUUAAAACCUACUAUCACCAGGAAUGGGUGUGCUUAAGAGAAGUUCGAGACACUAAAACCCAAAAUAUGCAUCAUUGUGGUGUUAAAGUAUAUUCAGGAGCAAUUCUUAAUCGCAAAGAAAAAGUGCUUCGUGAUUUCGUUCCCAAUUUUUCUGUGCUAUCCCGAUGGAGCGAGAAGGCAAGGGAGAUUAUGAUGAUGCCCAAUCCCUCAAAAGAAAACAACCCUAUCCCCCAUAAUAAUGUUGAGAUGGUCAAAGAUCCAGAGUUUUGGAGAAAUGCAAAUCAGAUUUGCACAAAACUCGAGGAGCUAAAACUAGACAAAUCACUUAAAUUGCGUAGUGACAGCCCACCAGCCACCAACCGAAUAGUCAUCAAUUAUGGACAGUGGGAGACAGGAGUUCGGGGUAAUCCAUGGCUGGAGGAGUGCCAUGCGCAUGCUCACAUUUGGUUGUCAAGUGAAUUUGUGUUAUCCUUGCAAUCUCAGAAGAAUAACUUUAAUGACCCAUUUCUCAAAAGAUUACAGUUAAUUUUGGAUGGCAAUGUUUACAGACCAAACGACUACCUGUAUCAGAACUAUACUAGACUAGAGUCAAGAAUCUUCCCAAAGACUCAAAGCUCCCUCCACAACACCAUAAACACAAUGCAAAAGCAAUUAGCAAAUCAGGAGGCCAUGUUAAAUCAAAUCCUUCGAAAUCUUGGAAUUGAUAAUAAUUUCAAUACUGGUGAUAGUACUAAUAAUACUUCUAAUGAUAAUAAUAAUACCUCUAAUGAUAAUAAUAUCAAUACCGUUAAUAGUACCAAUAAUAACAGUAGUAAUAAUAAUACUAGUAAUAGUACUAAUAAUACCUCUAAUGAUAAUAAUAUCUUUACCGUUAAUAGUACCAAUAAUAAUAGUAGUAAUAAUACUGGUAAUAGUACUAAUAUUAAAAUUAAUAAUAAUAAUAAUAAUAAGAAAAAGAAUAAGAAGAAAAAAUAA